Molecule: messenger RNA, 2379 nt
Organism: Spathaspora passalidarum NRRL Y-27907
Lineage: Eukaryota; Fungi; Ascomycota; Pichiomycetes; Serinales; Debaryomycetaceae
Gene: FLC2
Product: flavin adenine dinucleotide transporter
Exons: 1
Coding region: 1-2379 (792 amino acids)
Biological process (GO): transmembrane transport; fungal-type cell wall biogenesis
Source: RefSeq, a predicted model, not a curated record
AUGAGAUUACUUCAGAUACUAAUUGCCUUCUGGCUAAGCCAGACGGUUAUGGCCGCCAACCACAUCACAUCAACGUCGCUUUUGACCUGUAUGGACAACUCACAAUUCACAGCCUCCCUUUUCCAAAUCUACUUCUUCCCCGACAACAACACCUUCACAUUCAACGUCAACGCCAUCUCCUCCAUUGACAACAAAAAUGUCACUGCCAACGUCAACUUGAUUGCUUAUGGAUUGAACAUCUUGCAAAGAAACAUCUCUCUUUGUUCGUUGGACUACCAGGAUCAAUUCAAUUCAAAAAACAACCCCUUGUGUCCCUUAACCAGUGGUCACUUGGAUUUGUCUUCGCUGUAUGAAGUCUCCUCAUCAGUCACCAAGGACAUCCCUGGUGUUGCUUACACCAUUCCUGAUUUAGAUGCAAGAGUUAGAGUAUUGGUGUAUGACUCAAGCAACAACAACCAGUUGGCUUGUGUCGAGGCUGUCCUUUCCAAUGGUAAAACCGUGCAGACCAAAUACGCCGCAUGGCCAAUUGCGGCUGUGGCUGGUUUAGGGGUUAUUACAUCCGGGGUAGUUUCCGUCAUUGGUCAUUCCAGCACCGCAGCCCACAUCGCUUCCAAUUCUAUGUCGCUUUUCGUUUACUUCCAAUCGUUGGUCAUCACCGCCAUGAUGGCUGUAGCCAGAGUACCACCCAUUGCUGCUGCGUGGGCCCAGAAUUUCGUGUGGUCCAUGGGUAUUGUCAAGUUGGGAUUUGUUCAAGAUAUCGCUAAUUGGUAUGUUCAAUCAACUGGUGGUACUCCCUCCGAUAUUUUGAGAUCAAACUAUAUUUCUGUCUCCGUGCAAAAGAAACUUAGAAUGGUCAAGAGAGCCGCCAUGGGAGUUUUAAAUCAAAUCGACUUCAUUCCAAAUAUGGGCAAAGUCAAUUUUGUCAAGCGUGCUGAUAUCUCAUUAGAUCAACAAACGUUUGGACUUGGUGACAAGUUAGAUCCAAAACUUUACACCAUUGAUGAAAAGGACAAGGACAUCUCCGGGAAGAUCUUGGUGUUGCGAGGUAUCCAAAGAGUGGCUUAUCUUACCGGAAUUGAAAUCACUGACUUGUACAUGACUGCCAUCAUUUUCUUGUUCUUUUUCUGUUUUGUUAUGAUUGUUUGUUUGAUGCUUUUCAAGGCCGUGAUUGAAAUCUUGAUUAGAAGUAAGAUUAUGAAUGAAGGGAAAUUCAACGAGUACCGUCAACAAUGGGCCUCCAUUAUCAAAGGUACCAUCUACAGAUUAAUGGUACUUUCUUUGCCACAAGUGGCUUUAUUGUGUCUUUGGCAAUUUGUUGAAAGAGAUUCCGUGGGUACCAUCGUUGUUGCCGUAUUCUUGCUUGUUAUUUGCGUGGUUUUGUUAUUCCAAGCAGCAGUCAGAGUCUGGAUCAAGGGAAGAGAAUCGGUACGUGAAUUCAAAAACCCUGCUUACUUGCUUUUCGGAGACGGGAAAUUCCUCAACAGGUUUGGAUUCCUUUAUGUUCAAUUUAGAGCUGACUGCUACUACUUUGUCCUCGUCACUCUUAUCUAUAUCUUCCUCAAGUCGUUAUUUGUCGCUGUUUUACAACAUCAAGGUAUGGCCCAAUCGGUGAUUGUCUUUGCUAUUGAACUCGUUUACCUUGUUUUACUUUGUUGGAUCAGACCAUUCAUGGAUAAGAGAACUAAUGCGUUCAAUAUCACCAUUGGGGUCAUUAAUACCAUCAACGCCUUGUUCUUUAUGUUCUUCUCGAAUAUCUUCCGUCAACCACAAGUUGUAUCGUCCGUCAUGGCUGUGGUUUACUUUGUCCUUAAUGCUGUGUUUGCUUUGUUCCUUUUGCUUUUCACUAUCAUCACCUGUGUUUUAGCAUUAUUGUACAAGAACCCAGAUACUCGUUACCAACCAAUGAAAGACGACCGUGUUUCCUUCUUGCCACGAUUCGGCAAGACCGACGACCAAGUAUCUCCACAACAAGAUAUGGAGCUUAUGGAAUUGGGAGCUACUGCCAUGAAAGGACAUGAACAUGGAGGACCUGAGACAUCACCUAUUGGUGCCAAGAAGUACGAAGAAGACGAGUCCGUAUACGGUAGUGAAGCCUACCAUCCUGUAAACACUAACUCGUCGUCCAACAUCUACGAAGAUCCUUCCAAACGUGACAGUUUUAUGUUUGAUUCUGAUCCAAUCCAGCCCAACUCCACCAUUGUUGGUAAUCCAUACAAUGCCGCCCAAAGCAGGGGAGGAUUCAGCUAUGGAUCGACUCCUAACCGUGGUCCCUCUGGUGCGUCCAGCUCGUACCCAAGCACCACUGGUGGUCCACAGAAUCCGUUCAAUCAACUGACGGGUUAUGGCGAUAACAGCGGAAGUCGAAUGGAUUAUAUAUAG